This is a messenger RNA of Colletotrichum higginsianum IMI 349063, 1848 nucleotides long. RefSeq names its product Sugar porter family MFS transporter. The transcript is spliced from 2 exons. Gene Ontology annotation, molecular function: carbohydrate:proton symporter activity. Gene Ontology annotation, biological process: transmembrane transport; carbohydrate transport. NCBI's taxonomy places the organism in Eukaryota, Fungi, Ascomycota, Sordariomycetes, Glomerellales, Glomerellaceae. Gene Ontology annotation, cellular component: membrane. The coding region runs from base 1 to 1848 and encodes 615 amino acids. The record is from RefSeq and is a predicted model, not a curated record.
AUGGCGUCCCCUUCGCACGAUGGCGUCCGCUUCCAGCAGCUCGCCUCUGGGCGGAGCACGCCGAGAUCGUCCUUUGACUCUCACUCGGCGGCGCCCGACCCUCACGACGCCGAUGACGAGGCCUUCGCCCUCCUGUCGGCCGAUGCGUCUCUGAUGUCGGACGACGAUAUCGAGAUGGAGAAUCUCGAAUCCGUUGGCGACGACGACGACGACGACGAUGACGACUGUGGUUCAUCCGCUCCGGGGCCCAGCCGACCAGGUCAUGUCCGGGGACUAUCCGACAUCGAUCCACAGGUCCAGGAUGCGAUCGAUGCUGAACGGAGCCUUACGCCUCGAGAGGCCAUUCGCGCGUAUCCCAUGGCUGUUUUCUGGAGCCUGGUAGUGUCUCUGUGUGUCAUUAUGGAAGGCUACGACACGAUUCUGAUAGGUAGCUUCUUCGCCCAUCCCGAGUUCGCCAAGAAAUACGGCGACGGGCAAGACAGCGAAGGCCGGGACCAGCUGUCUGCUUUAUGGCAAGCUAUUCUGGGCAACAGCAGCACAGUCGGCUGCAUCUUUGGCGUCCUCGCCAACGGCUUCAUCGUCGAGAGGUUCGGCCAGAAGUUCGCCCUCAUCAGCUCCCUGUUCGUCCUCUCCGGGUGCAUCUUCGUCACCUUCUUCGCCACCAACAAGGUCAUGCUCAUGCUCGGCCAAAUCGCCUGCGGCCUGCCGUGGGGCGUCUUCGCCUCGUCGGCGCCGGCCUACGCGUCCGAGGUGCUGCCCCUGGCCCUGCGCGUCUACCUGACCACGUGGACCAACAUGUGCUUCAUCAUCGGCCAGUUGAUGUCCGCCGCCGUCCUCGCCGGCCUGCUCCCCCGGAGAGACGAGUGGUCUUUCCGCAUCCCGUUCGCCCUGCAAUGGUCGUGGCCGGUGCUUCUCAUCCCGUUGCUUGCCUUUGCCCCUGAGUCCCCGUGGCAUCUCGUCCGCAAUGGCCAGCUCGACAAGGCAGAAAAGGCGCUGUCCCGCCUGCAGAGACGGAAGGUCAAUAACAUGGAUGCCAAGGUCCGGUUGAAAGAAAUCAUCGAGACCGACCGCAUGGAGCAGAGGCACCAGACGGGCACCAGCUACUGGGACUGUUUCCGGGGCGUCGAGAGACGCCGGACGGAGAUCGCGUGCCUCGCCUUUGCCGGGCAGGUCCUCUCGGGCUCGAGCUUCGCCUACAACUCGGUCUACUUCUUCCAGCAAGCGGGUCUGAAGCCGCAGGACAACUACGACCUCAACGUGGGCGGGACGGCCUUGGCCUUGAUCGGAACCGUCGUCAACUGGGUGGCGUUCAUGCCGUACUUUGGUCGCCGUCGCAUCUAUCUCUGGGGCAUGCUCAGCAUGGCCACGAUCCUGUUCGUCAUCGGCAUCCUCGACAGGGUCGGACGCAUGCCGAACGCCGCCACCGAGCCGAUCGGCUGGGUGCAGGCCAGCCUCACCCUCGUCUGGACCUUCAUCUUCCAGCUGUCCGUCGGCCAGCUGGGGUGGGCGAUACCCGCGGAGGUCGGCUCGACGCGCCUGCGACAGAAGACCAUCUGCGUCGCGCGGUUCACGUACUACGUCAUGAGCCUGCUGGCCAGCACCAUCCAGCCGUACUUCAUCAACCCGAAUGCGUGGAACCUCAAGGGGACCACGGGGUUUGUCUGGGGCAGCUCGGCUUUUGCGACGUUUGUCUGGGCCUUUUUCCGAUUGCCCGAGACCAAAGGACGCACGUACGAGGAACUGGAUUAUCUCUUCCACAACGAAAUCCCUACCAGAGAGUUUGAAAGUACCGAGGUCGACAUCUUUGACGGGGAGGAGGAGAAGGUUUUCCCGUCGUCUGCAAAGUAA